Messenger RNA from Cordyceps militaris CM01, 2661 nucleotides. Its product is annotated as UDP-N-acetylglucosamine pyrophosphorylase. The coding region runs from base 1 to 2661 and encodes 886 amino acids. Gene Ontology annotation, molecular function: UDP-N-acetylglucosamine diphosphorylase activity. Gene Ontology annotation, biological process: UDP-N-acetylglucosamine biosynthetic process. Lineage: Eukaryota; Fungi; Ascomycota; Sordariomycetes; Hypocreales; Cordycipitaceae. The transcript is spliced from 5 exons. The record is from RefSeq and is a predicted model, not a curated record.
AUGACAGAACAACCAUCACCAUCCUCAUCCGUCCAACGCGCGAGCGCCUCAGCAGAAAGCACCAGUUACCCAACCGCCGAAGAGGCGCAGGCCCCAACCAACGAACAGCUGCAGCGCAUCACAUGGCGUUUCCGACAGCCUCUCGAGACUGCCAUCACCGUAUUAGACGACGCGGCCUAUCCUCUAGGUCCGUCCCGACCGUACCAUCAACCCAGCGAGCACACCGAAGGCCACUAUCAUCUUCACGAAAUCUCACAAGAAGCCAUCACGGUGCCGCCAGUCUCUUCCAUCAACGUGUCGUGUGAGGAAUGGGACGCUUGGCAUUCCAUGGUGAUGUUGGAGUUUGAUCCCGACGAAGUAAUUGAAUACGACGAUGAGGACUAUCCGCCUCCGAGUCCGAUCCUGGUGGUGACUGCGUCCUCGAAGAAGGGCUAUGUGACCGUUCACGAUUACAUGACGCAGCUGUGGCCGUGGUUGUUUAAACAUCGAUACAUGAUUAUCAAGUCGGUGGACCCAGACGAGAUGCCGCAGGCGCUGGAGAAGGAGUGGGUGAUUGAUAUGACUAUCGUCGGAUCAGUGGUCCUUUCUGAAGAGAAAUAUUGGCCAGAGCAGCAAAAAAAUGGAGCCGCGAGGAUUAUAAGAGCAAGGGAGGGAAAGAAGAAGUUGCCUUGGGAGGCAACGGCGAGGCGGACCGACGACCAGAAAAAAAAAGAAACUACCAGCUUUGUUUAUUUUUGGCUCCGUCUUUUACUCUGGUCCCACGACGUCAGCCUCCCCCUUAUUUAUCCAACGUCUCCUUCGACACGCUUGUUCCAUUCUCAUCCCAUUGCUCUGUAUUACAUUCUCAAUCUCACUUCUUUCAUACUUUCCUCCUCUGUCUCGCUCUGCAACCCGUGUCUUAGAGCCAACCCCGCCCCCGAGACCGCCCUCUGUCGUCACCGUCUUUCUGCCACGCCCGUGUCGCCUCGUGUCUCGCAACGCUCGUCGCUACUGGUACCUUACAACAUUGAACCUCCCUCUCCAAUCUUCUCGCCCAACCCACGUGCCACUGUUGGGCAUUCACUCGACUCCAAACUCGCGCCCCCCCUCCGUCCCCUCACAUUCUCUCUCACCAUUCCUUCACUCUACAGCACACACAAAACCGCAAAGAUGCAGGCCAUCAAGCAAGCGCUGCACCUGGGCACAAACGGCGCCAAUGGCGCCGCCCGUCCCCAGCCCGCCCCCGCGGCCGUCGCCGAGCUCAAGAACAAGUACACAGACGCCCAGCAGGGCCACGUCUUUCAAUUUUACGACGCCCUCGCCGCCGACGAGCAGGCCGCCCUCUUCGAGCAGCUCUCCGGCUUCGACCCCGUCCGCAUCAACGAGUACGCCCAGCGCGCCCUCAAACCCGCCGAGACGGACAGCCGCCCGGCCGUCCUCGAGCCCCUGCCCGAGUCCGCCACCGCCAGCAUCCUCGACUCCCGGCCCGACGACCUCACAAAGUGGUACGACGCCGGCCUCGACCUGAUUGCCAAGAACCAGGUCGCCGUCGUCCUCAUGGCCGGCGGCCAGGGCACCCGCCUCGGCAGCUCCGCCCCCAAGGGCUGCUACGACAUUGGCCUGCCCUCGCACAAGUCUCUCUUCCAGAUCCAGGCCGAGCGCAUCCGCAAGGUCCAGCAGCUCGCCGCCAAGAAGACGGGCGGCGCCCAGGGCGUCGUCGUGCCCUGGUACGUCAUGACCAGCGGCCCGACGCGCCAGCCCACCGAGGAGUUUUUCGAAAAGAACAACUACUUUGGCCUCGACCGCGCCAAUGUGCAAAUCUUUGAGCAGGGCGUGCUGCCCUGCAUCUCCAACGACGGCAAGAUCCUGCUCGAGAGCAAGGGCAAGGUCGCCGUCGCCCCCGACGGCAAUGGCGGCAUCUACCAGGCCCUCGUCCUCUGGGGCGUCCUCGACGACAUGCGCAAGCGCGGCAUCCAGCACAUCCACGCCUACUGCGUCGACAACUGCCUCGUCAAGGUCGCCGACCCCGUCUUCCUCGGCUUCUCCGCCGCCCAGCACGUCGACAUCGCCACCAAGGUCGUGCGCAAGCGCAACGCCACCGAGUCGGUCGGCCUCAUCCUCUGCCGCAACGGCAAGCCCGACGUGGUCGAGUACUCGGAGAUUGACAAGGCCACCGCCGAGGCCGAGGACCCCUCCCACCCGGGCGUCCUCAAGUUCCGCGCCGCCAACAUUGUCAACCACUACUACUCGUUUGCCUUUCUCGAGUCCAUUCCCGAGUGGGCGCACAAGCUGCCCCACCACGUCGCCCGCAAGAAGAUCCCCGCCACCGACCUCGAGACGGGCGAGACGGUCAAGCCCGACAAGCCCAACGGCAUCAAGCUCGAGCAGUUUGUCUUUGACGUCUUCCCCAUGCUGCCCCUCGACAAGUUUGCCUGCAUGGAGGUGCAGCGUGAGGACGAGUUCUCCCCGCUCAAGAACGCAAAGGGCACCGGCCAGGACGACGAGGACACCAGCCGCGCCGACAUCAUGGGCCAGGGCGAGAGAUGGGCCAAGGCUGCUGGUGCUACCGUCAUCGCCGACGGCGGUGUCGAGGUCUCGCCUCUCAUCAGCUACGCUGGUGAAGGCUUGGACAAGCUCAGCGGCAAGACCAUCCAGGCUCCCGCAGUCGUGGAGCUCGACUAA